Molecule: messenger RNA, 624 nt
Organism: Camellia sinensis
Lineage: Eukaryota; Viridiplantae; Streptophyta; Magnoliopsida; Ericales; Theaceae
Source: RefSeq, a predicted model, not a curated record
AUGGAUUUUUCUAGACGAAUUUUGAAGUGGGUAGUGGAGUUGGGGCAGUUCGACAUUAAGUUUCAACCAAUAACCGCAAUAAAGGCCCAAGCUUUGGUAGACUUUAUGGCCGAGUUCGCACCAGGAAGUCAUCAUGUUUAUCCGAUCGACUUGACCGAGGCAAUCGAAAGAAGGGGAGAGAGGGAAGAAGAAACAGAACGCAACACUGCCAGCAAGGACUCACCCAAAAGUAAAGUCUCGAGACAGUCAGACAGUGAGGAUCAAAGCCCAACGACAGACAAUAACCUGGAAGAAGGCAUUAGCGACGCCUUUGAUCCCAAGACAUUAUCAGAUCCUUCCACUUGCUGGAAGCUAUUCCUCAGAAAGAUGUGGAAACUCUUCAUGGAUAGAGCAUCCAAUAGGCACGGUGCAGGACUCAGCAUAGUCCUCGUCUCAUCGGAUGGCCUAACAAUUGAACAUGCAGUCAACCUUGGCUUCCCAACAUCUAACAACGAGGUAGAGUAUGAAGCAUUGCUAGCAGGUUUGAAAUCAGCACUUCGCAUGAAGGCCACCGAGCUGAUGGUGUAUAGUGACUCCCAGCUGCUAGUCAACCAGAUUUGGGACGACUACGAGGGGUUUUUGUGA